Messenger RNA from Micropterus dolomieu (smallmouth bass), 2023 nucleotides. It is a transcript of the gene snapin, whose product is annotated as SNAP associated protein. Gene Ontology annotation, cellular component: BLOC-1 complex; synaptic vesicle; BORC complex. Gene Ontology annotation, biological process: intracellular protein transport; endosome to lysosome transport; lysosome localization. NCBI's taxonomy places the organism in Eukaryota, Metazoa, Chordata, Actinopteri, Centrarchiformes, Centrarchidae. The record is from RefSeq and is a predicted model, not a curated record. The coding region runs from base 42 to 431 and encodes 129 amino acids. Gene Ontology annotation, molecular function: SNARE binding. The transcript is spliced from 4 exons.
AUGACGUAACUUCCGACCUGGUUGGUCUUUGGAAAAAAAAAAUGGCUGCAGUGGCGUUAGUAGAGACGUCUUCAAGUAAAGAUGCUAUUGCCGAAGGGUUGCUUGACCUCUUGAGACCAGCUAUCCAGCAGCUCGAUUUGCAUGUACACUCAGUCAGAGAAAGCCAGGUAGAGUUAAGAGAACACAUAGACAAUCUGGCUACAGAGCUGUGCCGGAUCAAUGAACAUCAGAAGGUGGCUCUAGAUCUGGACCCUUAUGUAAAGAAGCUGCUGAACGCAAGACGUAGAGUAGUGCUAGUAAACAACAUACUGCAGAAUGCUCAGGAACGCCUGAGGAGACUCAACCACAAUGUGGUCAAGGAGACGGCACGAAGAAAGACCAUGCUGGAGGCUUCAGGAGUGUUCACCUCUCGCUCCCCCAGUAAACCCUGAGCUGCACAGCAAAUACUGUGAAGUGUCCUAACAAGGAGGGACACAUCAAAACAGGAGACUGUGACACCAGGUGGACAAGUCUUCCUUUGACAUUUAGUUAACUGCAACAUGCCCUGCACUGCUUUGUCUGAUGCUGUCAUAACAAAAGUCCAGGUUGCUGUCUGCUUAGCGUGAGGCAGCUGCAAAUAGCUUAUUGUCUAAUCCUCUGGCAAAAUACGACAGAAUCAGCUUUAUAUUAUCAACAUACAUAAUACAUUCUACCUUACACACAUGUGGUGUGUGCGUGUCCCUGAAUUCUGAUAGACAUUUAUUAAUAAUUCAUUGAUUCAACAGAUAAGUACUUCUACCCAUGACCAAAAUGUUAAAGACUUGUGUCACUCAGCACGCAGGAUAGAUGACGACACUUGGCCUGAGUAGUCUUGUGGACCAAUAACAGAUGCUUGUUUUGCUGCUUGAAGCAUUGUCCUAAUGUUAAAAUAGGUUGUUUUCAUGCUUCUACUCUCUGAAUUUGGAAGAUGGUUGUUCACAAACGUGAGCUGAAAUUAGCUCUCUGUGAAGUGAAAGUUAAAGGGGCUGUUACUCUGUCACUUAGCAUUUGACUAGCUUAGCUGUGGUUUAGAACUGGUCCAGCUACACCGGACCUCUCAGGGGAUAAAGUGUAGCAGCCUGCUGAAAUGUACACAACAACAACCUCAACAUCCCAUGAAUGUAACAGAGAGCUAUAAUACAUCCAUGAGUGCACUAGGAGUAGGUGCCUGAUAGCUAAGCAGCAUGCACUGGAGCAAUAGAAUUAUCACUGUUGGGACUGGUGUUAUUGUGUUCAGCAAUUUUCCACUGUUGCUCACAUCUCCACAUUGUUGUACAAUUAGUCAAUACACAAGUGAAUGUGAUUACGCUGCAAGUGAUGUGUGCAUCAUUAUUUAGAUUCUCACCUAUGAGAGUCAUUUGAUGACCCAAUACAACAUUGAUAAUAGAUUCAGUUGCCCAGGAAUCCCUUAAGUGAGAAGCUGUCGUCCUGCUUUGUUUUUUAUUAUCUGAAAACCUUAUCUUGACAGGACAUGACUACCUGCACUUGUGAUAGUAAUAUUAGCAUUAUUCUAUACUAUUGAGUAUGGUCUGAUAAUACAUGCAUAAUUCUUUAUUCCUGGUUUGUUUCUCAAUUACUGGCAAGCUGACCACAUGUCCACCUUGCAGGCACUGGGUUGGUCAGAUAAUCAGUAACUCCCUUUCUGGCAUCAAAAGUGAAUAGGGGAAGAAUUGUAAUUAUAUAAGUUUGCCACUUGGUACUAGUGUGGCCUUUAAAAUAAAACACUUAGAAAUUAAUAAAAUGAUCUGAGCUGCUUAAAUGGAAGUUUGCGUAAAUUGGGGCUGUGGCAGGUUUAAGGUUAACCUCUUACUCUACUGAGGACCACUCCACUGACCUUUUACAGGAGUUUAGCUGAUUUCUACAGGACAGCAGCUGGUUCAGACUAAACCAAAGGUGCAGCUUAAACUGCAUAUUCUGAGGGCACAGCUAACAAUGGGGUUUAAGUAACCAUGUAACUAUGACCCAGCAAAGAAUACUAAUAAAUUGGUUUAUGAUGAAAAUGAAA